AUGGACACUGCUAUCUCUGCCGAGACCACAGACUUCAGCGCAGCCUUCGCUUCGUCGACACAAUUCGAGCUUUCUGACACAUCACUUGCCACCGCGCCCUUGACAAGGCCGCCGCAGUCCUCAACGACCGCAACGAUAGCUACGACAAUCACUUCAACCAGGGAUGACGGACAGCUCGAGACGAUUCAGUCCACGGUCUACCAGGUUGCAGAUCCAACUGCAUCGCCUGCCACAAAUACAGAGCUUGCAAGUCCAGGGGGAAGCACAAUGUCUUCGGGGGCAGUGGUGGCUGUGGCUAUCUGUGUGACGCUGGCAGCAGUCACAGGGCUCUUGCUGACCUGGCACUUCGUGCGUCGACACCGCAAGAGGAAAGCCAGAGAAGCUGCAGAAGACGAGGGACAAAUUGCCGAGAAAGACGGCUCAGAGAGGUCAGAGCUUUGCGGCGCCUCAAGGCCACAUGAAGCACCGAACAACAUUGCCCAUGAGAUGUAUGUUCCGCCAUAUGAGAUACUUGGGGAACCGAUUGAAGGCCCAGUGGAGCCCAUGAAGCUAGUGCCAGACGUGGAGUACUCUCAUACAUCUGGCGAUUCGCAAGUAGUAGAGGAUGGGUACGCGAAGUCCGUGUCGAGUGACGGACGGUUUUGGAAGCGCAAGUGGCUCAAUGCACUCCCAUGGUUCAAGAGGCGGUCCAGGAGCAGGUGA
Messenger RNA from Zasmidium cellare ATCC 36951, 702 nucleotides. RefSeq lists its product as uncharacterized. The record is from RefSeq and is a predicted model, not a curated record. Lineage: Eukaryota; Fungi; Ascomycota; Dothideomycetes; Mycosphaerellales; Mycosphaerellaceae. The transcript has a single exon. Bases 1 to 702 code for a protein of 233 amino acids.